Centruroides sculpturatus (bark scorpion) is the source of this 6462-nucleotide messenger RNA. RefSeq names its product glutamate synthase [NADH], amyloplastic-like. The transcript has 43 exons. The record is from RefSeq and is a predicted model, not a curated record. Gene Ontology annotation, molecular function: iron ion binding; FMN binding; glutamate synthase (NADH) activity. Bases 167 to 6124 code for a protein of 1985 amino acids. NCBI's taxonomy places the organism in Eukaryota, Metazoa, Arthropoda, Arachnida, Scorpiones, Buthidae.
CGCGGCUGGAAAAUUGCGCAAACAUCGAUGCGCAGAACGAUCUAUAGGCUGUGUGUAUGUUGUGUGUGUGUGCUGCAGGAUCUCGUGACAUUUACUAGCUUGCCUUCUAUGAGUUAGGACGUUGCUCAAGUUUAAAAUCUCUACAAAUUAAAGUUACUAUAGCGCGAUGGUGUGGCAGAUAGUGGACAAUCGAAAUACCCUAGGACUUCCGCCUCCUAGAGGAUUGUACGAUCCUCAGUACGAGAGAGAAUCCUGCGGUGUUGGAUUUAUAGUCAGUAUCGAUGGAAUAUCGUCACAUAAACUAAUACGUGAUGCACAGUUUAUAUCUACACGAAUGGAGCACAGAGGUGCGUGUGCUUGCGAUAAUAGCACAGGUGAUGGAGCCGGUGUUACUACUUCCAUUCCUCAUGGAUUUUAUUCGAAAAUACUCAAGGAGCAACUUGGAAUUGUAUUACCAGAACCUGGAAAAUACGCUACUGGGAUAUUUUUCCUUGAUAGAAAAACAUCAUCUAAGGCAGAAAAACACUUCCAAUCACUGGCAGAACAGUUAAAAUUGAAGAUCUUGUGCUGGAGAGAUGUGCCAGUCGAUGACAGUAUUCUAGGUGAGGUUGCUAGAUCCACCGAGCCAUACAUGCGCCAGGUCUUCAUCACUGGACCAAAUAUGGAUUAUGAUAAAUUUAAAAGAGAGGUAUUUGUUCUAAGAAAAUAUGCCACUCAUCGCAUCCCUUCCGAAGAUAUUAGAUUCUACAUUUGUAGUCUUUCAGUACAGGUUGUGGUUUAUAAGGGUCAGCUGACAUCUACACAAUUAUGGAAAUAUUUUAAAGAUCUACUAAAUCCGAAAUUCGAAGCUUAUUUAGCAUUGGUACACGCACGUUUUUCAACUAACACAUUUCCUAGUUGGGAAAGAGCUCAUCCCAUGAGAAUGUUAGCUCACAAUGGAGAAAUUAAUACAUUAAGAGGAAAUGUCAAUCUUAUGAGAGCGAGAGAAGGGGUAAUGCAUAGCAAGCUUUACAGAGAAGAUUUAAAGAAGUUGUAUCCUGUUGUAGAACCAAACCAGUCCGAUUCAGGAUGUGUCGAUAACGUUUUAGAAUUUUUAGUAAUGGCGGGACAACGUUCUCUUCCAGAGGCUGUGAUGACGAUGGUUCCAGAAGCUUGGCAGAAUGACGAAUUAAUGAAUCAAGAAAAGAAACAAUUCUAUCAAUGGAGCGGAUGCGCUAUGGAGCCAUGGGAUGGUCCAGCACUACUCACAUUUACGGAUGGUAGAUACAUCGGAGCUGUUCUUGAUAGAAAUGGAUUGAGACCAUCACGUUACUAUUUAACUAGUGAUAAUUACAUGAUAAUGGCUAGCGAAGUUGGUGUACUCGAUGUCAAACCCGAGAACGUUAUCCAAAAACAUCGUUUAAAACCCGGGAGAUUACUUUUAGUAGAUACAGUAGAUAAAGUAAUCAUUCGUGAUGAGGAAUUAAAACUGCAUAUAGCACGUCAGAGGCCUUUAGAAAAUUGGUUAAAGGAGCUGAUGACACUCGACGAUUUACGUGAAGCUAAUAGACCGAAGAAGAUGAAUGACUUUAAUAACGUAACAAAUGAUCAUAUUAAUGGAGUGAAAUCUGUUUUAGAUGACAAAAGAUUGCCAUUGUUUGGAUAUACGAUUGAAACAAUCAAUUUGCUUUUAUUACCAAUGGUUAAUACCAAAAAAGAAGCUCUUGGCUCAAUGGGAAAUGACGCUCCUUUAGCGUGUCUAUCAAAAUGUCGACCAUUGCUUUAUGAUUACUUCAAACAAUUAUUUGCUCAAGUAACUAAUCCACCCAUUGAUCCGUUCAGAGAAAGAAUUGUGAUGUCCUUGGAAUGUCCAAUAGGUCCAGAAGCUAAUAUUUUAGAACCAAGUGCUGAACAAUGCCGUCGUCUGUGGUUAAAACAGCCUAUUCUUUCCUUGGAAGACAUGGAAGUGAUUAAAAACGUUUCUUAUAAAGGAUGGAAAACUAAAGUCAUAGAUAUGGUGUAUCCUAUAAAUAAAGGCAAAGAAGGUCUUUUACCUGCCAUAAAUCGAAUCUGCAACGAAGCGUGCAAAGCUGCUGAAAAUGGAUACACUUUACUUGUUCUUUCUGAUAAAAAAGCUGGAAACGAAAUGGUACCGAUAAUGGCAAAAAUGGGAAUAUCUACUCUCCAAAGUUAUAAAGGAGCGCAAAUAUUCGAAGCCAUUGGAUUAAGUAAAGAAGUGAUCGAUAAGUGCUUCAAGAAUACUCCAUCCAGAAUUGGUGGAGCCACCUUCCAGAUUUUGGCGGAGGAAACUCUACAGAGACAUCGUGCCGCUUAUAAUGACAAAGAAUACGAUAGUAUGAUAUUAAGAAAUCCUGGAUUUUAUCACUGGAGAAGUGGCGGUGAAGUUCACAUUAACCAUCCCGAUGCCAUUGCUUCACUUCAGGAUGCAUCAAAGAAUAACAGCCACGAAGCAUACGAAAAGUUUGUGGAAAGAACUAUGGAUUGCGUUCGUCAGUCCACUCUCAGAGGACAAUUUGAUCUCGUAUAUGCAGAAAAACCAAUCAAAAUUUCGGAAGUGGAAGAAGCUAGAUUCAUUGUUAGGCGGUUUGCAACCGGUGCUAUGAGUUUUGGUAGUAUAUCUAUUGAAGCUCACACAACUUUAGCUAUAGCUAUGAACAGGGUUGGAGCGAAAUCCAAUACUGGCGAAGGAGGAGAAGAUUCUGAUCGAUGGUUGAUCAAGCAGGAAAAUCAAAAUCGUAGAUCAGCAAUAAAACAGGUGGCUUCAGGGAGAUUCGGUGUUACUAGCGCUUAUUUAGCAAAUGCUGACGAAUUACAAAUUAAAAUGGCUCAAGGUGCAAAACCGGGAGAGGGAGGAGAAUUACCAGGACAUAAAGUAUCGUCGGAUAUUGCAAAGACACGUCAUUCUAUUCCGGGCGUUGGCCUCAUCAGUCCACCACCUCAUCACGAUAUAUAUUCUAUAGAAGAUUUGGCGGAGUUGAUCUAUGAUCUGAAAUGCGCUAAUCCUCAAGCCAGGAUAUCUGUUAAAUUGGUAUCAGAGAUGGGAGUUGGUGUAGUCGCCUCUGGAGUUGCCAAGGGCAAAGCAGAACAUAUUACAAUUUCCGGGCAUGAUGGAGGAACCGGUGCUAGCAGUUGGACUGGAAUUAAAGGUGCUGGAUUGCCUUGGGAAUUGGGUAUUGCUGAAACUCAUCAGACCUUAGUGCAAAAUGAUUUGAGAUCUAGAGUGGUUCUUCAAGCCGACGGGCAAAUUAGGACAGGAUUCGACGUAGUUGUGGCUGCCAUAUUAGGAGCAGACGAAUUUGGUUUUUCGACAUCGCCGCUGAUUGUUUUAGGUUGUACCAUGAUGCGUAAAUGUCAUCUAAAUACGUGCCCCGUUGGCAUUGCAACCCAAGAUCCAGAAUUAAGAAAGAAAUUUGCAGGCAAACCGGAACACGUCGUAAACUAUUUAUUUUUAUUAGCAGAAGAGGUGAGAAGUAUAAUGGCUAAAUUAGGUCUAAGACGUUUUCAAGAUUUGAUAGGUAGAACGGAUCUCCUUAAAGUAUAUAACAAUAAAACCAACCCUAAAGCAUCACUUCUAGAUUUUUCUGCCAUUUUGCUACCUGCCAAUUCACUCCGACCAGAUGCUUGUACAGUUGGUGGAAGUAUUCGACAAGAUUUUCAACUAGAGAAGCGCCUUGAAAAUUUAGUAAUAAAACAAUCAAUGGACGUUCUUGAGAAAAAAAGAAGUAACGUCACCAUACAUAUGGAUAUUACGAACGAAGACAGGUGUUUCGGUUCCACGCUAAGCUAUUAUAUUGUUAUGAAACAUGGUGAACAAGGUUUACCAAAGGAUAGUAUCCGAAUUAAACUAGAAGGAUCAGCUGGUCAAAGUUUUUGUGCCUUUUUAGCUCACGGGGUCAAUGUAGAAUUGGAAGGAGAUGCAAACGAUUAUGUCGGAAAAGGCCUUUCGGGUGGAGAAGUUGUUAUUUAUCCUCCAUCUGAUCAUCCUAAGAAAUUUAAAUCUGAGCAAAAUGUAAUUGUUGGUAAUGUUUGUUUGUAUGGUGCUACUUCUGGCAGAGCAUAUUUUAGAGGUAUCGCUGCUGAGAGAUUUUGCGUCAGAAAUUCGGGUGCCAUAGCAGUUGUUGAGGGUGUUGGGGAUCAUUGCUGUGAAUAUAUGACGGGAGGAUGUGUUGUUGUUUUAGGGAAAACCGGAAGGAAUUUUGCUGCUGGAAUGUCUGGUGGGAUAGCUUACGUUUACGAUAUAGAAAAGAAUUUUGAUAAUCUCUGCAAUAAAAUGAUGGUGGAUCUCCUCCCAUUGGAACAUAAAGAUGAUCUUCAAUUAGUGGAAAGUCUGUUAAACGAAUUUUUAGAGAAAACUGGUUCAGAUAAAGCCUCAGAUAUAUUAAGAGAUUGGCCAAAAUUAGCGCAAUAUUUUGUUAAAGUAUUUCCUAAGGAAUAUCAAAGAGCAUUGAGGCAGAUGAAGAAUGAAAAUACGUCAAACGAAAUUCCAAAAACAUCUUUACACAACGGGCCAAUAGAUCCGAAUGAAGUUGCUAAAAAGAGUGUAGCAGAUAUCGAAGACACGGUGACGGAUGUAGUUAAACAGAAAAAACAGAUAGAAAAACUAGAUAAAAUGAGAGGUUUUAUGAAGUAUAAAAGAGAAAAGGGAGUUUAUCGACCUGUUGCGCAAAGAGUAAAAGAUUGGAAAGAAGUUUAUAAUCACGCAGAGGUUAGAAAAACAAUAAAAAUUCAAGCUGCCAGAUGCAUGGAGUGUGGUGUUCCAUUUUGCCAAUCCAGUAACGGUUGUCCUUUGGGUAAUCUCAUACCCAAAUGGAACGAUUUGGUAUUUAAUGAAGAUUGGCGAAAUGCACUCAAUCAACUCCUUCAAACAAACAAUUUUCCGGAAUUCACAGGAAGAGUGUGUCCUGCACCGUGUGAGGGAGCUUGCGUGCUGGGUAUAAACGAACCUUCAGUUAAUAUCAAAAAUAUUGAAUGCGCUAUUAUAGAUAACGCUUUUGAGAAAGGAUGGAUUAAACCGAACCCUCCGAAAUUCAGAACAGGAAAGAAAGUAGCAGUAGUGGGUAGUGGACCAUCUGGACUUGCUGCAGCUGCACAACUAAAUAAGGCCGGACACACGGUGGUGGUUUUUGAGAGGAACGAUCGUAUUGGUGGUUUAUUACAAUAUGGCAUACCAACCAUGAAAUUAGGGAAGGACGUUGUGAAGAGGCGUGUAGAUUUAAUGGCAGCCGAAGGUAUCACAUUCCGUACUAAUUCCGAUGUUGGAAAAGACAUUUCUGCUAAAGAACUCCUUCGAGAUUACGAUGCCAUCUUAAUGGCUAUAGGUUCCACUUGGCCUCGAGAUCUUCCAAUACCUGGCCGUCAUCUGUCCGGUAUAUACUUCGCUAUGACUUUCCUAGAAACUUGGCAAAAGAAGCAAAUGGGCAAAGAUAUAGAUCACUUGAGACUUUCUGCUUAUAAUAAAGACGUUUUGGUUAUCGGUGGUGGCGAUACAGGAGUUGACUGUAUGGCUACAGCUUUGCGCCAGGGUGCAAGAAAUAUUGUAACAUUCGAAAUCUUACCGGAACCACCAGAAAAUCGAGCCAACAACAAUCCUUGGCCUCAGUGGCCCAAAGUAUUCAGGGUGGAUUACGGUCACGAAGAAGUGAAAUUGAAAUUCGGAAACGAUCCUAGGCACUACUGUAUUUUGAGUAAGGAGUUCGUGGAUGAUGGUAAAGGAGGUGUAGCUGGUGUGAAAACAGUUAAAGUUAAAUGGGAAAAAGAUGCAAGUGGGCGUUGGAUCAUGAACGAGAUACCCGAUUCCCAAAAAAUAUUUAAGGCCGACUUAAUUCUUCUCGCUAUGGGUUUCCUCGGUCCCGAAAAGUACUUAAUGGAAGACAUGAAACUGGAACAAGAUCCACGUUCCAAUAUAAAGACCUCGCACGGAAAGUAUAGCUCAUCUGUAUCACGUGUAUACGCAGCAGGAGAUUGUCACCGUGGCCAGUCGCUAGUGGUCCACGCCAUUAACGAAGGGAGAUCAGCAGCUCGCGAAAUAGACCAAGAUCUAAUGGGCGAAUCCUCUUUAGCAGGACCUGGUGGUUUAAUUCCGUAUACAUUAUCCCAAACUUGCCAGGUAGCAGUUGGAAGUUAAUUCUACAUCUUAGUGCAAAUCGUCAGCAAAUAUGCCCCUUAGACUAGAAGCACACUUUUAAUGAAUAGGAUCCUAUUGUAUAUCUUUUAUUCUUUCUCUCUAAAGUAAGUGUCCUGUUCCGACACGAAUUUUGCGACCACUACAGGUCGCAUAGAGAGUCUUCCAAUUUGGUGCCCAGGUUGCGUAUCUAAAGAAAAUGAAACACAAAAAAAAAAAAAACACACAAAAAGAAGUUAUGUUCAUCUCUUCGACAAUAUUGUCGUGUUGUUGAACUUUUAAUUUGAUAGAGUUCAAAAUAUUUUUAUGUAGGACAUCACGGUUGCCUUUUAAACAAAAAA